GAUCCAUUAUCACGCGAAUUCGCCCUCCUCCCUACUCACUGGCAUUGUCUCAAACAUUAGGAGGGAAGACGGCGGCAGGGCCCUUGCUGUGGAGUAUCCUCUCUUCAAGGAUCGCGCGGGAGCGUCCAUGGCGGCUGCAGGUGAAGCGGGCGCCGAGGGCGCAGUGGCGCUUCGCCGCCUGAGGGAGGCGGACCCGCCGUCAUGGUUAACGCCAUCACCGGAGCUCGCUGGAGCGGCCAGGGCCGCGUCGGAGCAUCUCUUCGCGGCGCUGAGUCCGCACUGCGCUAAGUGUCCCUUGACAAAGCUCUUAGUCGAAGGCUUCGAUACCGAGCAGAUAUGGCAGCAAAUCGACCUCCAGGCAAUAUCUGUGCUCCCGGCGCUCCGCCGAGAGGUUCGGCGGUUGGAGAAGAAUCCGCCCACCCUGGGCAGUGUUGGGGGCGUGGGAGCGGAGGAGCAGAAGGGCGCAAUUGAGGCGGUGGAGAAGAAAGAUUGUGAGGUUAGUCCUGGAGAAGAGGAAGAGGAGGAGGAAGAAAAAGAAGAGGAAGAGGAGGAGGAAGAAGAAGAAAAGGACGAGAUGGAGGAUGAUGAGGGAGAGGAAGAAGAUGAAGAGGAUGGAGGUGGAGGGAUUGAGGAUGGGUUUUUGAAGAUUAAGGAUUUGGAGAAGUUUCUGGAAGAGGAGGAGAAGAGGGAGUUCGGGGGCGGGGGACAGAAGGCAUUGGAGGAUGACGCGGAAGGCGAGGACGAGGAUGAAGAAGAAGAUGAGAUGCGCGGCGAAGAAGAAGAUGAUGAUGACGACGACGAAGAGAUUGGUCUUGGUGGAAUUGGAAGUGAAGCUGAUCUUCAUGAGAAAUCAACCACAUAUCCCAGAUAUGAAGACUUUUUUGGUAAUAAAAAGAGGAAAAAGGUUGCAAACAAACAGUUAUCUGAGUCAGAAGAUUUAGGCACAGACGAGGAGGGUACAGAUGCUGAUGCAGAUAAGCAGUUAUUGAGUGAACCAGAAGACUUGCUGAUUAAUGGUGAUCUGGAAAAUGAUACCGACACUCAUAAGCAGAAAAGAGGAAGCCUUUCAACUCAUGAAAAGCAACUGGAGAAGGUUCGCUCCAAAAUAAAAGAAAUGGAAAAAGCAAAUUUGGAGCCCAAAAUCUGGACCAUGCAGGGAGAGGUUACAGCUGCAAAAAGACCAAAAAAUAGUGCACUUGAGGUAGAUUUAGAUUUUGAACACAAUGUGAGGCCAGUACCUGUGAUCACUGAAGAGAUUACAGCAUCUCUUGAAGAUAUGAUUAAGCAAAGAAUUGUUGAGGGACAUUUUGAUGAUGUGCAAAGGACUGCCAGUUUGGGAUCCAAGGAACCAAAAGAGAUGAAAGAGCUGGAUGAAAACAAAAGCCAGAAGGGUCUCGCAGAAAUUUAUGAGGAAGAGUAUAUGCAAAAGACUGGCCUUGCUCCUACUCCUUUGCCUUUUAGGGAUGAACUGAAGAAAGAGGCAAGUCUCUUAUUCAAGAAAUUGUGUCUGAAGUUGGACGCUCUGUCUCAUUUUCACUUUGCUCCAAAGCCAGUUAUUGAGGACAUGUCAAUACAAACAAAUGUACCUGCUCUAGCAAUGGAAGAGGUCGCACCCUUGGCAGUAUCAGAUGCUGCUAUGCUCGCUCCUGAAGAGGUAUUUGCUGGUAAAGGUGAUAUUAAAGAGGAGGGAGAGCUCACUCAAGCUGACAGAAAAAGGAGGAGAGCGAAGAAGAAGAGAAAAUUCAAAGCCGAGUCUGCUAGAAAGAUGGUGAAUAAAGCACCUUUACCUCGUGUAGACGGGAAGGACAGUUCGUGAUUAUAGUCAAUAGAUGCGGUAAAAUGGCAAAAGUGUUUUACGCUACUGAUCCACUGUUUGAAGCCAGUUGCUGGUUAAAGUUUUCGUGGGUGCAGAUUUUGACGAUGAGAAGACAAGAUACAUGCAGUUUAUUAUUAUAUUUUUUUCAACAAUGUCAGCAAUUCCUUGUAUCAUGAAGUGAUAAUGGUUUUUGUAAAUUAAUAACUGAAAAUUUUGUCAAUUCAGAGAAUGAAAUGCUAUUCUUAUAAAUCGUUUGUUUCGAGAGUUA
Messenger RNA from Nymphaea colorata (pocket water lily), 2084 nucleotides. RefSeq names its product M phase phosphoprotein 10. Gene Ontology annotation, cellular component: small-subunit processome; Mpp10 complex; sno(s)RNA-containing ribonucleoprotein complex. The record is from RefSeq and is a predicted model, not a curated record. The transcript is spliced from 13 exons. Lineage: Eukaryota; Viridiplantae; Streptophyta; Magnoliopsida; Nymphaeales; Nymphaeaceae. Bases 128 to 1816 code for a protein of 562 amino acids. Gene Ontology annotation, biological process: rRNA processing.